Molecule: messenger RNA, 2045 nt
Organism: Aphis gossypii (cotton aphid)
Lineage: Eukaryota; Metazoa; Arthropoda; Insecta; Hemiptera; Aphididae
Exons: 5
Coding region: 105-1886 (593 amino acids)
Source: RefSeq, a predicted model, not a curated record
AAAAAUAUUAUUUACCUAAGAAAUUAAUUUAUAAAAUUCAGUUCACGUUAAAUUCAUAUUUUAAGGAAUUAAAUUGACUAAAUAAUAUUUUUUAUCAUUAUAAAAUGAAUAAUAUUAAAUAUUUCAAAUUAUCUGAUGUUUCCAGAAGCAAUUUAAAACAAGAUAAAGAAUUUUUGUAUCCUGCGGAAAUUCGGAAAAUAAAAACUAAAGAGAAUUUCGAUUCCAGAAGAAGACAAUUAUUAACAAAUUGGGAAUUACAAGAGAAACGCUUCUUAAAUUUUAAGAAAAAUCAGAAAAUUAAAAAACUAAAUACAAUUGCCAAAAAUAAAAUAAAAAAUGAAGAUAUCAAAUUUCGGAUAGCUGUGAUAAAGGACUUAGAAUACUAUAGACGCCUGGAUCUGGUGAAUAAACUAAAAAAAAAAGAUAAAAAAGCAGUGGUAAAUUUAAAAAAUCUUAAGCGUUCUGCAUUUGCUAAGAAACUGGAAAAAGAUUAUAAAAGAUAUUGGAGUAAAAUUGACACACAAACAAGAAUAUUAGAAACAAACAAAUUAUUGAUAGAGAGAUGUGUAGACCACAUAGACCCAACAGUUGAAGAAGAGGAGAUGAUUGAUGAAAUCGGGAAUGAAAAUGAAGAGAUAGAAAAAGAAUCAGAAUCUUCAGAACAUUGUAACUACACUCCCCAAAAAUUAAAAUCUACGGAUCGUUAUACAUACAUUGAGCGCAUUCAGAAUUUAAGGAUGAGUUCCAGUAAAUGCCAUCAGUACACUGAAUUCUGGGAAAAAACAGCGCCGCUAUGGGACAAAAUGACAGUGUGUUUGCAGGCCAGCAAUGCCGCGACAUCAGCGGUCAGUGAGACGUCCACUAAUAAAGAGUUUACAGAAGAAAAUACUCGACGACAACAGUGCGAUUUGGUGGAUGAAGGCCGACCGCCCACAUUGGUGCAGGAAAUUAUGAUGAACGACGUGGACUACUUUUUGUCGGAUAAAAUGGUGAUCGAAACGAUAGAACGGGCCAAAUCGUUAUCCGCACCAAACGUGUCCGCGGCCGACCUCAUAAACUUGACUAAAUGUUUAAUCGAAUAUGAGGCUGACGUUAAAAGCAACGUUGAAUACAUGGUGUCCGGCCUGACGGAAAGAGCCGUAUUCGAGUUCACGAAAAAGAAAAUUUCCGAGAAAAUAUUCGUAGAUAUGCGUAGAACCAUUGAUAGGCUUCAACACUUGAACGACGACAAUGUGAUUCCUAAUAAAAUUAUAAAAUCUAAGAAUAAGGUCGAGGUCACCUCUUUCGUUUGCAACAGUAUCAACAAGGUCGAUAACAAAAACUUCAAACGAUUCGACAAACCGCUCGAUGACGAUCCGCAUUACGUGGCUCUAAUUUCAGAAACAGCCGACGAUAGAUUACAGAAAUUUCUGUGGAAAAACUUUAAUCAAGAGAAAAUGUCCCCGAUAAGAUUCACAAUGAAUUGGCAAGUGAAGCUUUUGGAGCAUGUUGACUAUGUGGUUCAGUCGUUCUUGAAGCAGGCGCACCAAAAAACAGCGCACUUCGUAUCCACCGCCAAGGUAGACGAGUAUGCUGAGCACGUCAAAUCUAAAACGGAAAGUAACGACACAACCGUAGUGUCAUUGAAGAUGAAUUUGGUGUACAGGAUUAGUCGAAAAAUCUCAAAGCUGGUGUUUGGCAUGUUUGCGACGGAAGAACGAAAAGCGCACAACCUAGAAGCGACUAUCAACGCAUACGUGUUGCAUGUAUCAAACCGGACGACCCGAGUGAAUUACAAUAAACGUCACUACAAACCGCGUGAGCAGGUUGACACUAAAAGCUUUAUUGAGAAGUACAAAAAUGUGGAAAAAUCACUUCGAAACCAAUACCAAGCACUAUAUUUUUAAUGUAAACAAGAAAAUGCAUUGUACCUACCUAAUAUUAAUUAGCUACAACUAUAAUUUUAAGUGCACCAAAUCUCACACUCCGCUGUAUGCGCAAUAUGCUUAAAAAAGACUGCAAAAAUAAUUGUGUUUUAUUAAAAAAUUAAUUUUAGUUACUUUUAA